CCGGCUGCAACUUACCUAGAGAUCGGCAGGAGCGACCUGUGCUUUCCCUAGGUGGUUUACGUAACAACCCGAAGCCUGAGGGCAGCUGAGUUGGGCAGUCAGCCUCAAUGGAUCCUUUCCGCGCAUCAAAUUAAGGCACCCGUACUUACCGCCGAGGCUUCCCGGCCACAUCCGGGGAUCGAUCGACAUGUGGCUUCCCGUCUUCCAGGUGGGGGAGUCUGACACAAUGCUAGCAGGGCAGGGGGUACCUCAACAUACGGCUGUCCAUGUCGCUCGUACUUGCUGCUGAGCUCGUUGUUCAAGUUUACACCUCAGCCCAGACUCAAGGGUUUUUCAAAACCAAUUUGGAAGUUCCCUGGGCUCCUGGGGUAAGGUCAUUCGUCGACUUUCAAAACCUAACCCUCAAUACCUGAACUGAGCAUUAACAACGAUCACAAACAUUAAUCAUGUCUCUCCGUCUCGCCCUUCAAGUCCGGUCUUGGAGACGUCCGCCGGUCAUCACACGAGACAACUCGCGGCGCACCAUCUCCAAGUCAUCAAUUCGAUGGGCCAAACCUGUACCCACGGCAGGGCAUGUCUUCUCGCCUCCACCGGUAGCAUGGUACUCAGACGAACGGGAAGAACACUACUGGAAGAAGAUACCCAGGUGGAAGCAUGUUACAGUCGAGCAGUUCCUCAGCCACAAGUGGCAGAUGGGAAACACGGUCCAAGGAGCCGCCGCACUGGUCGAAUUCCUAUCCUCGAUCCUGCCCGCGACGAUUCCUCCACAGGGAGACAUGGAACCUAGCCUUCGAAUUACCGACAUACAUACACGUGAGGAUUUCAUUGCUCGAGUGAAGGCGGGAAUCCAAAAGGCGCCCAUGGCCAUUCGUCUGUCACCUCACAUCCUCAGCGUGGUCAACUGGUCGGACCCGUUGAAUGACCCGAUCAGACGGCAGUUCAUCCCGGUUUCCUCUCCGCUGAACAUCGACCACCCGAUGGCGGUGCUUGACCCGAUGCACGAAGACGAAUACUCGCCUGUCAACGGUUUGAUCCACCGAUACCCUGACCGCGCUCUAUUUCUCGCAACAUCCGUCUGUCCCGUAUACUGCCGUUUCUGUUUCCGGUCGUAUACAGUCGGCACCGAGACCGAAUCUGUCAAGAAAAAGAAAUUCAUCCCACACCCAAAGAAGUGGGCGCCCCGGUUCGAGUACAUUGAGAAGACACCUUCGCCAGGGACAUCGUCGUCUCUGGAGCUGCGCUAUAUCGGCGAGCGCCUGGUCGAGAUUCCUCACAUCCGGCGGUUCAGGUUCGCAAGCAAGGGGCUUGGGGUUUCGCCCAUUCGCCUCAUCGACCCCAACGACACGUGGACGGAUACCGUCAUCGAGCUCGAUCGUCGUGCGCGCAAAGCCGGCAAGCAUGUCUGCAUCCAUACGCACAUCAACCACCCUAACGAGAUCACCUGGGUGACGAGGCGGGGCGCCCAGCGGCUGUAUGAGGCUGGGGUGACAGUGAGGAAUCAAUCUGUUUUGCUGAACGGGGUCAACAACGGGCUGGAGACCAUGACGGAGCUUGUCCAUGCGUUGGGGGACAUCAACAUUCAACCGUACUACGUCUAUCAAGGCGACAUUGUCCCGGGCGCCGAAGACUUGCGCACGCCGCUCAGCCACGGUCUGUAUUUGGAGCGGCACAUCCGCGGGCGCAUCGCAGGCUUCUACGUGCCGAAUUUCAUUCUCGAUCUCCCCGCCGAGGGCGGGAAGCGACUGAUUCGGUCUGUCGAGAACUAUGACCGGCGAAUCGGGCUGGCUACAUUCUCGGCCCCCGGGCUGAAAGGUGAGCCGACCGAGAUGCAAUAUUGGGAUCCGUUGUGGUCGCUCGAGCCAGACACGAGGGAAGAGGUUUUGGAGCGGUGUAAGAGGAAGUAAGGCAGUCCUCCAUCCAAAGUAUAGCUGGAUAGAGCAGGUCACGCCAUAAUGAAAAUGAGAAACUUCGGCAACUGCGAACGUCACUACAGCUCAGCAUGUAGUUAUAUUAGACUGUGG
Molecule: messenger RNA, 2021 nt
Organism: Parathielavia appendiculata
Lineage: Eukaryota; Fungi; Ascomycota; Sordariomycetes; Sordariales; Chaetomiaceae
Product: kama family protein
Exons: 5
Coding region: 447-1904 (485 amino acids)
Molecular function (GO): catalytic activity; iron-sulfur cluster binding
Source: RefSeq, a predicted model, not a curated record